AUGCACUUGGCAGUUAUACUGCUAUCGCUGAUCUCGUCUAGUUUUGCACAACUUUUCAAACCGUGCGGCUGUGAGAAGACAUUCAAACCUGUUUGCGGUACCGAUGGAAUUACAUAUGAUAACCUUUGCGCUUUAGAGUGUAAAUCGCAGUACGGUAAGCAUCUUUCAUUGAUUUAUUACGCUGUUUACUACUCUUUUAUUCCAAUUUUUCAUUUAUUUCUUUGA
This is a messenger RNA of Cooperia oncophora, 225 nucleotides long. NCBI's taxonomy places the organism in Eukaryota, Metazoa, Nematoda, Chromadorea, Rhabditida, Trichostrongylidae. The record is from the annotation of a GenBank genome assembly.